Coregonus sp. 'balchen' is the source of this 18705-nucleotide messenger RNA. NCBI's taxonomy places the organism in Eukaryota, Metazoa, Chordata, Actinopteri, Salmoniformes, Salmonidae. The record is from the annotation of a GenBank genome assembly.
AUGUUCUCCACGGCCACUUCAUACAAGAACCAGCAUUACUCUGAGCUGAAGAAGGAAUGUCUGGAGGACAAGAAACUGUUUGAGGAUCCAGAGUUUCCAGUUACUAAUGCAUCCCUGUUUUACAGGAAACCACCUCCUGGUAUCGUGGAGUGGAAGAGACCAAGGGUGAGUGACUGAGACCACUAAACAGAGCACUUGACUCAUUCUAAACUUUUCUGUUUGAUUUUUGAUUCACCUGAGCAGUCAUCUUUAUUUCAGGCAGAUUUGACAAAGAGAAAAAUACACUUUUGUGCUUUAUUUUUUUACAGUGAGGGAAAAAAGUAUUUGAUCCCUUGCUGAUUUUGUAAGUUUGUCCACUGACAAAGACAUGAUUAGUCUAUAAUUUUAAUGGUAGGUUUAUUUGAACAGUGAGAGACAGAAUAACAACAAAAAAAUCUAGAAAAACGCAUGUCAAAGAUGUUAUAAAUUGAUUUGCAUUUUAAUGAGGGAAAUAAGUAUUUGACCCCUCUGCAAAACAUGACUUAGUACUUGGUGGCAAAACCCUUGUUGGCAAUCACAGAGGUCAGACGUUUCUUGUAGUUGGCCACCAGAUUUGCACACAUCUCAGGAGGGAUUUUGUCCCACUCCUCUUUGCAGACCAAGUCAUUAAGGUUUCGAGGCUGACAUUUGGCAACUCGAACCUUCAGCUCCCUCCACAGAUUUUCUGUGGGAUUAAGGUCUGGAGACUGGCUAGGCCACUCCAGGACCUUAAUGUGCUUCUUCUUGAGCCACUCCUUUGUUGCCUUGGCCGUGUGUUUUGGGUCAUUGUCAUGCUGGAAUACCCAUCCACGACCCAUUUUCAAUGCCCUGGCUGAGGGAAAAUCACCCAAGAUUUGACGAUACAUGGCCCCGUCCAUCGUCCCUUUGAUGCGGUGAAGUUGUCCUGUCCGCUUAGCAGAAAAACACCCCCAAAGCAUAAUGUUUCCACCUCCAUGUUUGACGGUGGGGAUGGUGUUCUUGGGGUCAUAGGCAGCAUUCCUCCUCAACCAAACACGGCGAGUUGAGUUGAUGCCAAAGAGCUCGAUUUUGGUCUCAUCUGACCACAACACUUUCACCCAGUUCUCCUUUGAAUCAUUCAGAUGUUCAUUGGCAAACUUCAGACGGGCCUGUAUAUGUGCUUUCUUGAGCAGGGGGACCUUGCGGGCGCUGCAGGAUUUCAGUCCUUCACGGCGUAGUGUGUUACCAAUUGUUUUCUUGGUGACUAUGGUCCCAGCUGCCUUGAGAUCAUUGACAAGAUCCUCCCGUUGUCAGUGGGUGCUGUAGGUGGGUGUGGUGCAGGAAUCAGGCGCAGGACGCAGAAACUUAGUCCAAAAGACUUUAGUGAACAAUCACUUAGAACACGAGCCAAAAAAGCCCGGAGGCGAGAAAAUAUGCACACAGGCGUAAAACAAAAUGCGCACUAACAUGUGCGAGAACCCUCACUCAAACAGAGGAGGAAACAACGAAGCACAAACAACCAACAGUCGCGCAAUCACACACAACACCUGACAAGCACAACGAGAACUUAUAGGACAAUAAUUAACGCUAAACGAUAACAGGUGUACAACAUCAAGACAAAACCAAACGAACAUUGAAACAUACAACGGUGGCAGCUAGUACUCCGGAGACGACGACCGCCGAAGCCUGCCCGAGCAAGGAAGAGAGGCAGCCUCGGCCGAAACCGUGACAGUACCCACCCCCUUGACGCGCGGCUCCAGCCGUGCGCCGACCCCGGCCUCGGGGACGACCAGGAGGAUGCGGAGCAGGGCGCGUCGGGUGACUACGGUGGAAUUCUGUCAGGAGAGACGGGUCCAAAAUGUCUCUCCUCGGCACCCAGCACCGUUCCUCCGGGCCGUACCCCUCCCACUCCACGAGAUAUUGGAGACCCCCCAUCCGACGUCUCGAAUCCAAGAUGGACCGCACGGUGUACGCCGGUGCCCCCUCGAUGUCCAAUGGGGGCGGAGGAGUCUCUCUGAUCUCAUCUUCCUGGAGUGGACCAGCUACCACCGGCCUGAGAAGAGACACAUGGAACGAGGGGUUAAUACGAUAGUCACUAGGCAGUUGUAAUCUGUAACACACCUCGUUCAAUCUUCUCAGGACUUUAAACGGCCCCACAAACCGCCGACCCAGUGUCCGGCAGGGCAGGCGGAGGGGCAGGUUUCUGGUAGAGAGCCAGACUCGAUCACCAGGUGCGUACACCGGCCCCUCACUGCGGUGGAGAUCGGCGCUCGCCUUCUGACGACGGAUGGCCCGCUGCAGGUGGACGUGUGCAGCUUCCCACGUCUCCUCUGAGCGCCGCACCCACUCAUCCACCGCAGGAGCCUCGAUCUGGCUCUGCUGCCAUGGUGCCAGAACCGGCUGGUAACCUAACACACAUUGGAAAGGGGUUAGGUUAGUUGAGGAGUGGCGUAGGGAAUUCUGGGCCAUUUCUGCCCAGGGAACAUACCGUGCCCACUCCUCCGGCCGGCCCUGGCAGUAUGAUCUAAGAAACCUACCCACAUCCUGGUUCACGCGUUCCACCUGCCCAUUACUCUCUGGAUGGUAACCCGAGGUAAGGCUCACCGAGACCCCAAACGCUCCAUAAAUGCUCUCCAGACUCUGGAGGUGAACUGGGGACCUCGAUCAGACACAAUAUCCUCAGGUACCCCGUAGUGCCGGAAAACGUGGGUGAAUAGAGCUUCGGCGGUCUGUAGGGCAGUAGGAAGGCCCGGCAUAGGGAGCAAACGACAGGCCUUAGAGAACCGGUCCACAACGACCAGUAUAGUAGUAUUCCCCUGCGAGGGGGGAAGGUCAGUGAUGAAGUCCACCGAGAGGUGAGACCAUGGUCGUUGUGGAACGGGCAGGGGUUGUAACUUACCCCUAGGCAGAUGUCUAGGCGCCUUACACUGGGCGCACACCGAGCAGGAGGAGACAUAAACCCUCACAUCCCUGGCUAACGUGGGCCACCAGUACUUAGCACUAAGGCAGUGCACUGUCCGGCCAAUACCAGGAUGUCCAGAGGAGGGUGACGUGUGAGCCCAAUAUAUCAAUCGAUCCCGAACCUCGAGCGGGACGUACGUCCGACCCUCCGGGCAUUGAGGAGGACUAGGGUCGGUGCGCAACGCCCGCUCGAUUUCAGCAUCGACCUCCCACACUACCGGUGCCACCAGACAAGACUCCGGCAGUAUGGGAGUGGGCUCCACGGACCUCUCCUCCGUGUCAUACCGCCGAGACAGUGCGUCUGCCUUACCGUUCUGUGACCCAGGGAUGUACGUGAUCUUAAAUACGAACCGGGCCAAAAACAUGUUCCACCGCGCCUGGCGAGGGUUCAGUCUCCUAGCUGCCCGGAUGUACUCCAGGUUACGGUGGUCAGUCAAAAUGAGAAAAGGGUGUUGAGCCCCCUCAAGCCAAUGCCUCCACACCUUUAGGGCCUGUACCACGGCUAACAGCUCCCUGUCCCCUACGUCAUAAUUUCGCUCCGCCGGACUGAGCUUUUUGGAAUAAAAAGCACAGGGGCGGAGUUUAGGUGGCGUGCCGGACCGUUGCGAAAGCACGGCCCCUAUACCGGCCUCUGACGCGUCCACCUCUACCUGAAAUGGUAAAGCGGGAUCCGGAUGCGCCAGCACCGGAGCCGAAGUAAACAGGUCCUUCAGUCUCCCAAAAGCCCUGUCCGCCUCGGCUGACCACUGCAAACGCACCGGACCCCCCUUCAAAAGAGACGUUAUGGGAGCUGCCACCUGUCCAAAACCCCGGAUAAACCUCCGGUAGUAAUUUGCAAACCCCCAAAACUGCUGCACCUCUUUAACAGUGGUUGGAGUCUGCCAAUUACGCACGGCUGACACCCGGUCAACUUCCAUCUUCACCCCUGACGCAGACAACUGAUAACCCAAAAAGGAGAUCGACUCCUGGAAGAACAGACAUUUCUCUGCCUUGACAUACAGGUCGUGCUCCAACAGCCUCCUCAACACUCGGCGCACCAGGGCCACAUGCUCGACUCGGGUAGAUGAGUACACAAGAAUGUCAUCUAUGUACACGACCACCCCCUGCCCCUGCAUGUCCCUGAAGAUCUCAUCCACGAAUGAUUGGAAAACUGAAGGAGCGUUCAUCAACCCGUAUGGCAUGACAAGAUCCUCGUAAUGACCCGAGGUGGUACUAAACGCUGUCUUCCAUUCAUCGCCCCCUCUAAUGCGUACCAAGUUGUAAGCGCUCCUGAGAUCUAAUUUUGUGAAGAAACGCGCCCCGUGCAAUGACUCCGUCAUGGUCGCAAUCAGAGGAAGUGGAUAACUGUACUUCACCGUGAUCUGAUUGAGACUACGGUAAUCAAUGCACGGGCGUAACCCUCCAUCCUUCUUCUUCACAAAAAAUAAACUCGAGGACGCAGGGGAAGUGGAUGGCCGUAUGUAUCCUUGUCUCAGAGAUUUGUCUAUGUAAGUCUCCAUAGCUCUCUUCUCCUCUUGAGACAGAGGAUACACAUGGCUCCGUGGGAGCGCAGCUCCUGCCUGGAGGUCUAUCGCACAAUCUCCCUGCCUAUGAGGAGGUAACUGCGUCGCCCUCGACUUACUGAACACAACAGCCAAAUCCUCAUACUCGGGGGGAAUGUGCAAUGCGGGCACCUGGUUUGGACUCUCCACCGAGGUAGCCCCCACGGAAACACCUAAACAUCGCCCCACACACUGGGCAGACCACUCCAUCAGAGCCCUCUCCUGCCACGAAAUAGAUGGAUUAUGGAUACUCAACCAGGGCAUUCCCAGCACCACCGGAUACGCAGGCGAGUCGAUCAGAUAUAGUUGGAUAAUCUCCUCAUGACCCCCCUGCGUACACAUCCUAAGUGGUGCUGUGACUUCCCUGAUCAAGCCCGAUCCCAACGGACGGCUAUCUAGGGCAUGAACGGGGAAUGGGACGUCAACAGGAAGAAGGGGAAUCCCUAAUUCUAAACAAAAUUUUCUAUCAACAAAAUUCCCAGCCGCGCCUGAAUCUACUAGCGCCUUAUGCUGGGAAUGAGGUGCAACCUGUGGAAAUAGCACAGGUAUACAGAAGUGCGCAACAGAGAGCUCUGGGUAAGUGGGGCGCCUACUUACCUGGAAGGACUCCCCAGUGCGGAGCCUGCCGUCUUCUCCCCUAGGAGACCCUCCCCAGCACCUAGCCGCGGUGUGUCCUCCACGGCCACAGUUGGUGCAGGGGACGGCCCCCCUCGUGCUCCGACCCCUCCUCUCUCUAGCGCCAGCACCCCCGAGCUCCAUAGGGCUCGGCUCGGAGGUGCUGGAGGAUGGAAUGGACGGACCCUCCUCGGAACGUCCGCGGGUAGCCAGCAGGGUGUCCAGCCUGAUGGACAUGUCCACUAACUGAUCGAAAGUGAGGCUGGUAUCCCUGCAGGCCAGCUCCCGACGGACGUCCUCUCGUAGACUACAGCGGUAGUGAUCGAUGAGGGCCCGCUCAUUCCACCCUGCAUCUGCUGCUAGAGUUCGGAAUUCUAAAGCGAACUCCUGGGCGCUCCUCCUCCCCUGCCGGAGGUGGAAUAGCCGCUCUCCCGCCGCCUUCCCCUCAGGUGGAUGGUCAAACACAGCCCUGAAGCGGCGGGAGAACUCUGAGUAGGUGAUAGUGGAGGCGUCUAUUCUCCUCCACUCGGCGUUGGCCCAUUCCAACGCCUUGCCGGUGAGACAGGAGAUGAGGGCGGACACGCUCUCGUGUCCCGAGGGCGCCGUGUGUACGGUGGCCAGGUAUAGCUCCACCUGUAGAAGGAAGCCCUGACACCCGGCAGCGGUCCCAUCAUAUGCCCUCGGGAGCGAGAGCCGAAUUCCCCUGGGUUCCGGAGCUUGAAUGGGCUGACUGGCCGAUGGUGAUGGCACGGAAGGUGGAGGGGUGGGUGUACCUCUGGUCUCCCAGCGUUGAAUCGUGUUGAUCACGUCCUGAAGGGCGGUUCCGAUACGUAGGAUCUGGUCGUUCUGCUCGCGGACCCGCUCCUCCAGAGACUCAGGUGCUGCUGCGGCUCCUGCUGAUUCCAUCUUGGGUGUGUGAUUCUGUCAGUGGGUGCUGUAGGUGGGUGUGGUGCAGGAAUCAGGCGCAGGACGCAGAAACUUAGUCCAAAAGACUUUAGUGAACAAUCACUUAGAACACGAGCCAAAAAAGCCCGGAGGCGAGAAAAUACGCACACAGGCGUAAAACAAAAUGCGCACUAACAUGUGCGAGAACCCUCACUCAAACAGAGGAGGAAACAACGAAGCACAAACAACCCACAGUCGCGCAAUCACACACAACACCUGACAAGCACAACGAGAACUUAUAGGACAAUAAUUAACGCUAAACGAUAACAGGUGUAAAACAUCAAGACAAAACCAAACAAACAUCGAAAACAUACAACGGUGGCAGCUAGUACUCCGGAGACGACGACCGCCGAAGCCUGCCCGAGCAAGGAAGAGAGGCAGCCUCGGCCGAAACCGUGACACCCAUGUAGUUCUGGGCUGAUUCCUCACUGUUCUCAUGAUCAUUGCAACUCCACGAGGUGAGAUCUUGCAUGGAGCCCCAGGCCGAGGGAGAUUGACAGUUAUUUUGUGUUUCUUCCAUUUGCAAAUAAUCACACCAACUGUUGUCACCUUCUCACCAAGCUGCUUGGCGAUGGUCUUGUAGCCCAUUCCAGCCUUGUGUAGGUCUACAAUCUUGUCCCUGACAUCCUUGGAGAGCUCUUUGGUCUUGGCCAUGGUGGAGAGUUUAGAAUCUGAUUGAUUGAUUGCUUCUGUGGACAGGUGUCUUUUAUACAGGUAACAAGGUGAGAUUAGGAGCACUCCCUUUAAGAGUGUGCUCCUAAUCUCAGCUCGUUACCUGUAUAAAAGACACCUGGGAGCCAGACAACUUUCUGAUUGAGAGGGGGUCAAAUACUUAUUUCUCUCAUUAAAAUGCAAAUCAAUUUAUAACAUUUUUGACAUGCGUUUUUCUGGAUUUCUUUGUUGUUAUUCUGUCUCUCACUGUUCAAAUAAACCUACCAUUAAAAUUAUAGACAGAUAAUUUCUUUGUCAGUGGGCAAACGUACAAAAUCAGCAGGGGAUCAAAUACUUUUUUCCCUCACUGUAUAUUUGUUUAAUACCAAAAGCAGAGUCUGCAUGCAAAAACAUGAAACAGGAAAUAGAAUGUCACAAGCUUUAAUGGCUCACUGAAAUAAUUUGUAUUGCUAAUGUUUUUCCUAGUAGUUUGGGGAAAAUUGUAUUGCUUAAAACACCAAUUUAUAGUUUAAUGUUUGAUGUUAGUCAAAUUAAAGCUUAUCAGAGUGCUCUAGACUGCUGUCUGGGACCAGAUCAUGGCCUGCCUCUGGUGCAUUAUUGAAACCAAUGAUGUCAUGUUGUCACGAUCGUUGGAAACAGUGGACCAAUGCGCAGCGUUAUUUGCGAACAUACUUCUUUUUAUUUGGAAUGAACACACGAACAAAAACAACAAACGAUAACGUGACAUCCUCGGUUCUAGCACAAACCUAUACUGGAACAAGAAACCACACCAAACGAAUGCCUAACGGCUACCUAAGUAUGGCUCCCAAUCAGAGACAACGAGCUACAGCCGUCUCUGAUUGGGAGCCACCCUGGCCAACAUAGAAAUGCAAACUAGACCCACAACCUACAACACAAAACAUAGAAACUAACACCCUGGCUCAACAUAUGAGAGUCCCCAGAGCCAGGGCGUGACAGUACCCUCCCCCCCCCCCCCCCCCCCCCAAAGGCGUGGACUCCGACCGCGCCAACCAAACACAACAGGGGAGGGACCGGGUGGGCACUCCGCCUCGGCGGCGGAUCCGGAUCCGGGUAUGACCCCCACUCCCUCUCUAACCCCCCAAAGCGCCCCUGGUCCGGUCUGGCCCUGCUGGCCGGAGCUGGACUGAACACUGGUGGAGCGGAUUGCUCUAGCUCCAGAGUGGAGCAGCUGACCGGUGCCGGACCAGGCACCGGUGGAACAGGCACGGGCUGUGCCGGACUGACGACGCGCACCACAGGCUUGGUGCGGGGAGCAGGGACGGGCCGGACCGGGCUGAUGACGCGCACCAUUGGCUUGGUGCGGGGAGCAGGAACAGGCCGGGCCGGGCUGGCGACGCGCACCAUAGGCUUGGUGCGGGGAGCAGGGACGGGCCGGACCGGGCUGACGACGCGCACCAUUGGCUUGGUGCGGGGAGCAGGGACGGGCCGAACCGGGCUGGCGACGCGCACCAUUGGCUUGGUGCGGGGAGCAGGAACAGGCCGGGCCGGGCUGGCGACGCGCACCAUAGGCUUGGUGCGGGGAGCAGGAACAGGCCGGGCCGGGCUGGCGACGCGCACCAUUGGCUUGGUGCGUUGAGCAGGAGCAGGCCGGGCCGGGCUGGCGACGCGCACCAUUGGCUUGGUGCGGGGAGCAGGAACAGGCCGGGCCGGGCUGGCGACGCGCACCAUUGGCUUGGUGCGGGGAGCAGGAACAGGCCGGGCCGGGCUGGCGACGCGCACCAUUGGCUUGGUGCGGGGAGCAGGAACAGGCCGGACCGGGCUGACGAAGCGCACCACUGGCUUGGUGCGGGGAGCAAGAACGGGCCGGACCGGGCUGACGAAGCGCACCACUGGCCCUACGCGGGGAUCAGGAACGGGCCGGACCGGACUGGCAACACACCCCAGUACCUCUCGCCGUGCCUCUACAUCCUCCUUCCCCCUGGUGACCAGUGACUCCCGUAACCUGGCGGCCUCCUGCUGCCCCGUCGUCCACGGCGUGAGCCCCCCCCUAAAAAUGUUCUGGGCGUCUCUCCUCCCCGUGGGCCAGGCCUCUAUAGCUCUCGCCAGACUUUCGCCCUUCUGCUUCCAAGUCCAGCCUCUCUCCUCCUCACACGGCUUGACCCAGUCGAGGUGGCAAAGGAGAUCCGCUAGAGAUUCCCCUGGUGAUGGCUCCUGGACACGCUGCUUGGUCCAGUUUUGGUGGUUUCUUCUGUCACGAUCGUUGGAAACAGUGGACCAAUGCACAGCGUUAUUUGCGAACAUACUUAUUUUUAUUUGGAAUGAACACACGAACAAAAACAACAAACGAUAACGUGACGUCCUCGGUUCUAGCACAAACCUAUACUGGAACAAGAAACCACACCAAACGAAUGCCUAACGGCUACCUAAGUAUGGCUCCCAAUCAGAGACAACGAGCUACAGCCGUCUCUGAUUGGGAGCCACCCUGGCCAACAUAGAAAUGCAAACUAGACCCACAACCUACAACACAAAACAUAGAAACUAACACCCUGGCUCAACAUACGAGAGUCCCCAGAGCCAGGGCGUGACACAUGUCUAUGAUUGAAUUUUCAUAUGUUCUGGCUUUUACAAGACUUUUACAAGACCUCUUGCAUUAUAUGACUGUGUUAUAUUUAGCCAUAUAAAGGUAUUGUGAAAGGUGUUUUUUGCUCAUAUAAUAUUUUGUGAUGGAGUACUUCAAAGGUUAAUUCCUUUUGAGUGGUUGUCUCUGAGGAUUGUGUUAAAAGUUGUCUAUAAGGAACAACAACGCUGGCCUGGGCCAUGUAUGUCAUGGUGAAUGUCAUCCACAAUGGUCAUGGUGGUGACAAACAUCAAACUGUGGUGUGAAAUUGGGGUGAGGGUGUUACUGGAAAUGGUCUCGAAGUGUGUACUUUACAUAGUGUGUGAGAUAUACAGUAUAUGACAGAACAUGUGUGUUAUGAUGAGUUUCUCGGGUAUCAAGUAAUUAAGGAUGUAAGAAUAUACUUAGACAACUCUGUGGAAAGUUAAUACAAAGGUUUAAUAGUCGGUACCAGGUUUGUUAUAACAAAAGGCAUGUGCUUCGCCUCUAGCUAUUCCGAACUACUGAACAAAGAAAAUAUCUCAGCUUAUAUAGCUUAGAUUACACGUUUCUUCAAGAACAUCUGGCAACCCUCAAUGGGCACUCCCUUCUUUGAUGUUAUUACCUUGUACCCCAAGUCAGUAUAUCAUGUCCAUCAAUCAUUCUAAGAUCAACCUCAGUAAUCUCCCUCGACAUAAUGGAAUCCCUUGGUACUCCGACUGUGCGGCGCUCAGAAUCGCUUAUCUACUAAAUUCAACCUGGUUCCCACCACACUAUGAAAACAUCAUAACAAUGUGUUGUAUCACUGCCAUUCUGUUCAGAUGUGGGAGACAGAGUUAAAGUAUUCCUGUUUAAUGUAUUCCUGUAUCUGUGCUUUAUAUGGCAUAUUGCUCAAGAGCUCAAGUGACAAGAAGAGAAAAUACAUUUUCUUAUUUAUCACAAAAGUACAACACCUCAAGAGAGUUCCAACUCAUUUUAAACGAAAACAUGCUCUAAGCCAGAACUAUUUGACAAGGAUUUGUGACUAUUGUUACAAGCAUAAUGUAUCACUGAGCACAUUCUAAGAAGUAAUUGCAUUUUCUGAAUCCUCUCGUUGGUACAGGAAAUCAGCAAUGAGCCUCAUCUGUUUGUGGAGGGCAUCAGCUCCCAUGACCUGAACCAAGGCCUUGUGGGUAACUGCUGGUUUGUGGCGGCAUGCUCCUGCUUGGCACUGAAACCAGACCUCUGGCAGAAGGUGAGUUUGGUUUCCUCCUGUCUGGUCACAGUCUGAGAUGAGUGUCGCAAGAGAGGACUGUAUGUGUAUUUCCGUGUGUAUCAGUUUCCUUUAGUCCCUUUAUGGGUAUAUACAUGGUGCUGUUUGGGAAGGAACACAUACAUAAUGAAUGUGAAGUAUGUGGGUGGAUAUCUAUGUCAUUCCAUACUGUUGAUACCUGACUCAAGAUUUACGUAACUUUCACCUGAGGGGCUUUUACUGUCAUUGAAUGGAAAAGAGUGUAAUCUUUCCUUCUUAAAUUACCCUACUACCCCUCAGCAACAUUCAUAUUUUCCUUCAAUUCAAAUGAACCUGGCAAGGAAAAUAAGUACUCGCCAAUAUUCCCGCCCAAGUUGAAAACUAUUAACAUUUGACUAGACAUGUGGUUCACUGUGAAGCCCUGUGUGUUGACAGGUCAUCCCUGACUGGAAGGAGCAGGAGUGGGACUCCAAGCACCCUGAGAACUAUGCUGGUAUCUUCCACUUCCAGUUCUGGGUGUUUGGGGAGUGGGUUGAUGUGGUGGUGGAUGACCGCCUGCCCACCAUCAACGGAGAGCUCAUCUACUGCCACUCCAAACUCAACAACGAGUUCUGGAGUGCCCUGCUUGAAAAAGCCUAUGCCAAGUCAGUAUACUCUAAACAUUACUCAAUCCUCCUUUCAACUCCCUUUUUUUGCCCUCUGACCUCUCUGUAUCCUCUUCUGACUCUUCUCUCUCUCCUCUUGUCUCCAGGCUCUCUGGCUGUUAUGAGUCUCUGGACGGGGGCAACACUGGGGAUGCGGUUGUUGAUUUCAGUGGAGCCGUGGCAGAGGCCAUUAACCUGGAGGCUGAAGUUUUCCACAAAGACCAGGAGAAAAUGGACAACCUGUUUGAGGACUUGCUCAAAGUCUACGACAGGGGUGGAAUCAUCAGCUGCUCCAUCAAGGUCUGUCUUCUCAAUUGAUCAUUUUCAAUUGGUCAGCACACUGUAUAUAGUCACAGGUAAUUGUCACAGGGACACAACCCACUGGACAAACACUGAUUUAAAUCAGUGUUGUUUCAACGUAAUUUGUCAACGUAUUGUGAUGUGGAAUCAACGUGGAUAAUACAUUGGAUUUGAAAAAUGUCAUCAACCAGUACAGUUUUCAUCUCAUUUCAACCAGCGUUGUAAACAUUGAACUUAAGGUAAAACUUCAACUUAAAUACAUUGACUUUACCUGAAAAAGUGUAUUAUUAAUAUAAUGAAUUAGGCAUUAUAUUUAUAGGGCUAAUGGUAACUACUACUAAACUUCCAAAGCUCCAAUCAACCAUGGAUGAAUGAUUGCAUACCUAGCUACAAGUUGAAAAAAUUGUGUCCUUUGUUGGGCAAAUCAGAUGUCAAUAUAGUAUUUGUAAACCCAACCUCACUCCGAAUUUACUGUUAACUGAACAAACAAAAAAUUGUUGGCCCAAACUUAGCUCCAACUUGAGAAAACGUUGGCAAAGAAAUUCUGUCAAUUUAAAAUUAUGUGUUUGCUCAACUUGUCUAAUAUGUUCAUUCAACUAUAAAUCAUUAUUUGGGCAUCUUAACUUUUAAAAAAAGUAUGCGCAACUGGUUACACACACAGUGCUUUUAAUAUACAAUAUUUUCUACUUACAUUUUUGACAAACAUGAUUAUAUUGUGCAUGUUCAUUUAUACAGCAUUAUUAUUCAUCAUGUCCUCACCUGGGAGCUGAACUCACAACCUCUUGAUUUAUGGCGUUCUGAUUUUAGGUUUUUCUGUGUAAUUGUCUAAUGUUGGUGUGGCAUAUUACUAUGUUUUAAUGUUACUCCUCAAUCACUAUGAUUAAUAAAAGUGUUUUUCUUGAAGGUACUUUUAACAGAGCUGAGAUUUACUUUGAAGUGCAAAUUGUAACAAUACAGGUGAAGUCAGUUACUGACACAGACAUGGUGGCAUAGCAGAAAUAUUGUAAUGCUGUGAAAGGGAAAGAGAAAGGGAAAGGGUGAUACCUAGUCCGUUGUACAACUGAAUGCAUUUAACUGAAAUGUGUCUUCCACAUUUAACCCAACCCAACUGAAUCAGAGAGGUUGUGAGUUCAAAUCCCAGGUGAGGACAUGUUGAAUAUGAAUUACUGUAUAAAUGCACAAUGUAUGUCAAAUAAACUAUUAAUUGGGCAUCUUAUUAAAAAAGGCUGUGGAUCAAGGUACACACAUUGCUUUUAAAGCAGUGUGUGUACCUAGUUCCACAGCCUAUUUUUUAGGUAAGAUGCCAAAAUAAUAAUUUAUAUUGAAUGAACAUAAGAGACUAUUUGAGCAAACACGUCAUUUUAAGUUGACUGAAUUUUUGCCUACGUUGUCUCAUGUUGGAGCUAAGUUUGGGCCAACUAAAAAUGUUAAGUUCAGGUAACACUUUGACCAAAAGGUUGAGUAAACCCCAAAAAAUGUCUGUGCAACCAGUUACUUAAUAAAAUUUAGAUGAAACAACUAGAUUUAUUUUUACAGUGUAUGGAAGCUGAUCAAUGUCUAAAUGGAUUGACAUGAUAGCUCAGCUGAAAUGAGCAUAGAUUGUUUCCAAAGCUAAGCAGGGUACAUAGAAGUAGGCAUCUGGAUAGUAGACUUGUUCUCACUUUAACUGCAUUACCCCUCAUAUACCAGUAGGAGUCACUGUUCAAGUAGAAAUAGUUGAACUGUGGCUUCUCAUUUUAUUUCAAUAUACCUCUUUAUUUACAGUGCCUUGCAAAAGUACUCAUCCCCCUUGGCGUUUUUCCUAUUUUGUUGCAUUACAUCCUGCAAUUUAAAUUGAUUUUUAUUUGGAUUUCAUGUAAUGGACAUACACAAAAUAGUCAAAUUGGUGAAGUGAAAUGAAAAAAAUAACUUGUUUCAAAGAAUUAUACAAAAUAAAUAACGGAAAAGUGAUGCGUGCAUAUGUAUUCACCCCCUUUGCUAUGAAGCCCCUAAAUAAGAUCUGGUGCAACCAAUUACCUUCAGAAGUCACAUAAUUAGUUAAAUAAAGUCCACCUGUGCAAUCUAAGUGUCACAUGAUCUGUCAGAUGGUCUCAGUAUAUAUACACACCUGUUCUGAAAGGCCCCAGAGUCUGCAACACCACUAAGCAAGGGAGCACCACCAAGCAAGUGGCACCAUGAAGACCAAGGAGCUCUCCAAACAGGCCAGGGACAGAGUUGUGGAGAAGUACAGAUCAGGGUUGGGUUAUAAAAAAAUAUCAGAAACUUUGAACAUCCCACGGAGCACCAUUAAAUCCACCAUUAAAUGGCACCACAACAAACCUGCCAAGAGGGGGCCGCCCACUAAAACUCAAGGACCAGGCAAGGAGGGCAUUAAUCAGAGAGGCAACAAAGAGACCAAAGAUAACCCUGAAGGAGCUGCAAAGCUCCACAGUGGAGAUUGGAGUAUAUGUCCAUAGGACCACUUUAAGCCAUACACUCCACAGAGCUGGUCUUUACGGAAGUGUGGCCAGAAAAAAGCCAUUGCUUAAAGAAAAAAAUAAGCAAACACUUUUGGUGUUCGCCAAAAGCCAUGUGGGAGACUCCGCAAACAUAUGGAAGAAGGUACUCUGGUCAGAUGAGACUAGAAUUGAGCUUUUUGGCCAUCAAGGAAAACGUUAUGUCUGGCGCAAACCCAAUACCUCUCAUCACCCCGAGAACACCAUCCCCACAGUGAAGCAUGGUGGUGGCAUCAUCAUGCUGUGGGGAUGGUUUUCAUCGGCAGGGACUGGGAAACUGAUCAGAAUUGAAGGAAUGAUGGAUGGCGCUAAAUACAGGGAAAUUCUUGAGGGAAACCUGUUUCAGUCUUCCAGAGAUUUGAGACUGGGACGGAGGUUCACCUUCCAGCAGGACAAUGACCCUAAGUAUAUUGCUAAAGCAACAGUCGAGUGGUUUAAGGGGAAACAUUUAAAUGUGUUGGAACGGCCUAGUCAAAGCCCAGACCUCAAUCCAAUUUUUUAAUCUGUGGUAUGACUUAAAGACUGCUGUACACCAGCGGAACCCAUCCAACUUGAAGGAGCUGGAGCAGUUUUGUCUUGAAGAAUGGGCAAAAAUCCCAGUGGCUAGAUUUGCCAAGCUUAUAGAGACAUACCCCAAGAGACUUGCAGCUGUAAUUGCUGCAAAAGGUGGCUCUAGAAAGUAUUGACUUUGGGGGGGUGAAUAGUUAUGCAUGCUCAAGUUUUCUGUUUUUUUGUCUUAUUUCUUGUUUGUUUCACAAUAAAAAAUAUUUUGCAUCUUCAAAGUGGUAGGCAUGUUGUGUAAAUCAAAUGAUACAAACCCCCCCAAAAUUAAUUUUAAUUCCAGGUUGUAAGGCAACAAAAUAAGAAAAAUGCCAAGGGGGGUGAAUACUUUCGCAAGCCACUGUAGGUUGAUAGCAUGAUGUUGAAACAAUGAAGUUGAUUCAAACAUAUAAUUUUACUAUCAACAUUGAAACAAGGUCAAAUUAAAUGUGUCUAAUCAAAUAAAAAUUAAACAUAAUUUCAACCAUUUCUAUGUGGAAUUUUCAAUGCAAUUUUAACUUAUACAUAGUUCUGAUAAUUAUGUUGAAAUUAGAUUGCUGUAACAAUCAGUUAGUCAGGUUACGUAGAAGUUUUACCCUAAUUUCAAUGUUUACAAGGCUGGUUGAAUUACCUUUUUUUAAAUCCAAUGUAUUUUCCACGUUGAUUUCAUGUCACAAAUCGUUGACAAAUUAUGCUGAAACAACAUUUAUUCAACCAGUGUGUGCCCAGUGGGAAGUGACUGACUUAUGUGUUUGUCACUCUCUUAGGCGUCUCCUUCUGAAAGCGAGGCUUGGAUGGCGUGUGGGCUAGUGAAGGGCCAUGCCUACUCAGUGACUGCAGUGAAGAAGGUACGGUUGGGCCACGAUCUGAUGGCCUACUUCCAGAACAAGUCCAUCCCCCUGAUCCGCAUGAGAAACCCGUGGGGAAAAACAGAGUGGAACAGAGCCUGGAGUGACAGGUGUGGAGGACAUUGAGCCUUUAUCCUCCCCUCUCACGUACUGAUCAACCUCUCCACACUUCAGUGCACAAGUGACCUCAUCAACUCAUCUCAUUCUCCCUCUAUUUCCUGUUGCCCCUCCCCCUCUCUCACUUCAGUUCAGCAGAAUGGGAAAAGGUUGGCAGCAUGGAGAGGGAUAAGCUUGGCAUCACAGUAGAAAACGAUGGGGAGUUCUGGUGAGUGUAAACAAAACAAUUAAAGACUAUUACCUCUUCUGUUCAGUGCGUGAGAUAGUGUUUUAUCUACUGUAAAACUGAAAUUAAUAGCCCGGGGAGUUUAUUUGCUUAAAUCACGGAACACAACAGGCGCUUAUUACAGACAGGCUUCUAUUUCAGCCAGGCUGAAGCACACAGCUUUUGCUCAUUUGCAUAGUUAAUUGUUUAAUUCCAGCAUUCACUUCUAGCAUUUUAAUCAAUUUCUUCAUUUCCUGCACUAAUGUGUUAUCAUUUACACACUGUGUCACAUUUCUUGAAGAAAUAUAUAUUUUCCUUAAUAAUUAUUCUCCUUUGACUGUGAUUUUUCAGCAGUUCUUACUUUUGUCACUAAAGGGCGAUUGGUCUGGGGGUCUGUACUCCUGAAGUUGUUGACUGUUUUUGUGCUUGUUUUUGUGCUGUUUUUGCUUUCUGUCUUUUCCACAAGGUGACGAUAUUUCCAGGGAGGUCAAUGAGAGAGUGUCGAAUUUGGUUAACAAAAAAUGUUGUGGCUUAUUUGCUACAUGUGGCUUAUUUGCUACAUGUGGCUUAUUUGAUCUAAUAUAAGUUUUGUAAUGCUUAGGUUGUUAUGAGUGUACUGAUAUACAGUGAGGGAAAAAAGUAUUUGAUCCCCUGCUGAUAUUGUACGUUUGCCCACUGACAAAGACAUGAUCAGUCUAUAAUUUUAAUGGUAGGUUUAUUUGAACAGUGAGAGACAGAAUAACUACAAAAUAAUCCAGAAAAACGCAUGUCAAAAAUUGUAUGAAUUGAUUUGCAUUUUAAUGAGGGAAAUAAGUAUUUGACCCCUCUGCAAAACAUGACUUAGUACUUGGUGGCAAAACCCUUGUUGGCAAUCACAGAGGUCAGACGUUUCUUGUAGUUGGCCACCAGAUUUGUACACAUCUCAGGAGGGAUUUUGUCCCACUCCUCUUUGCAGACCAAGUCAUUAAGGUUUCGAGGCUGACGUUUGGCAACUCGAACCUUCAGCUCCCCCCACAGAUUUUCUAUGGGAUUAAGGUCUGGAGAAUGGCUAGGCCACUCCAGGACCUUAAUGUGCUUCUUCUUGAGCCACUCGUUUGUUGCCUUGGCCGUGUGUUUUGGGUCAUUGUCAUGCUGGAAUACCCAUCCACGACCCAUUUCCAAUGCCCUGGCUGAGGGAAGGAGGUUCUCACCCAAGAUAUGAUGGUACAUGGCCCAGUCCAUCGUCCCUUUGAUGCGGUAAAGUUGUCCUGUCCCUUUAGCAGAAAUACACCCCCAAAGCAUAAUGUUUCCACCUCCAUGUGGAUGGUGUUCUUGGGGUCAUAGGCAGCAUUCCUCCUCCUCCAAACACGGCGAGUUGAGUUGAUGCCAAAGAGCUCGAUUUUGGUCUAAUCUGACCACAACACUUUCACACAGUUCUCCUCUGAAUCAUUCAGAUGUUCAUUGGCAAACUUCAGACGGGCCUAUAUAUGUGCUUUCUUCAGCAGGGGGGCCUUGUGGAUUUCAGUCCUUCACGGCGUAAUGUGUUACCAAUUGUUUUCUUGGUGACUAUGGUCCCAGCUGCCUUGAGAUCAUUGACAAGAUCCUCCCGUGUAGUUCUGGGCUGAUUCCUCACCGUUCUCAAGAUCAUUGCAACUCCACGAGGUGAGAUCUUGCAUGGAGCCCCAGGCCGAGGGAGAUUGACAGUUAUUUUGUGUUUCUUCCAUUUGCGAAUAAUCGCACCAACUGUUGUCACCUUCUCACCAAGCUGCUUGGCGAUGGUCUUGUUGCCCAUUCCAGCCUUGUGUAGGUGUACAGAGUGUGCUCCUAAUCUCAGCUCGUUACCUGUAUAAAAGACACCUGGGAGCCAGAAAUCUUUCUGAUUGAGAGGGGGUCAAAUACUUAUAUCCCUCAAUAAAAUGCAAAUCAAUUUAUAACAUUUUUGACAUGCGUUUUUCUGGAUUUCUUUGUUGUUAUUCUGUCUCUCACUGUUCAAAUAAACCUACCAUUAAAAUUAUAGACAGAUAAUUUCUUUGUCAGUGGGCAAACGUACAAAAUCAGCAGGGGAUCAAAUACUUUUUUCCCUCACUGUAAGUAGGACACGUGACAUCUCGACAACUUUGAGAUAAAACACUUUAUAUCGGAGUUGUGCCUGAUGUUCACUAGCCUCUGCCGAAUCCCCAACAACGGGAUGUUCCGGUUUUCAGGGGAAAUGGAAAGAGGGAAUGUGACACAUGAUUUCCACCUUGAAACGUUAACAAGGCGACACUCCAUUUUAUCUCCUCCUCCACAUUUACUGGAUUGGUUGAAUAGUGCUGAACAGAACCUCUUCUUGUCAAGACCAGUAUGUAGGAGAUCUAGUUUCAGGUGUUUCUUUUACGCCUGCUACGUUAGGUUAGUUGUUCACACACGUACUGUAUCUGCCCUCUCAUUGGCUAGAAUGGUCCCACCAGAUCUUGACUCCUCCCGACUGCCUUCCAUUUUUGAAGACAUUUAUUUUAAUUGUUAGAGCGUCUACUUGAGUAUCUGGUCAAUAUAAUGGAUAAUCUGUGUAAAAACAGAUGAUUUCCAUACUUGUUUUGAUUAAUCACUGAAUUAUUUAUUUAGACCCAGCGUUUAUUUGAAACAGGUGUUUAUUUGCUGAAUUGUGUGCCAUUGCCCGGCUAUCAAAAGGGACAGGCGGCUAUUUGAGACUCAGCGUUUAAUUGAGGUUUUAUGGUAUCUACCAAUCUUAAUUUGUGCCUCUAUGUGUUAUCUCCAUAGGAUGGCAUUUACAGACUGGUGUAAGUACUUCACGGACGCAGACGUGUGUCAUCUCAUCAACACCUCUCUGCUCACCAUCCACAAGACAUGGCACGAAGUGAUGCAUUUCGGGAGUUGGACCAAGCAUUCAGACCCCCUGCACAACCGCUGUGGAGGCUGCAUGAACCACAAACAUACCUUCCUACAGAACCCACAGUACCUGUUUGACAUGACCAAGGAGGUGGACGAGGUUCUGAUCUCCCUACAGCAGAGAGACAUGAAGAUCCACAGACGUAUCGGCCAGGGAGAGAACCUCACCAUCGGCUUCGCCAUCUUCAAG